Messenger RNA from Closterium sp. NIES-65, 219 nucleotides. The record is from the annotation of a GenBank genome assembly. Lineage: Eukaryota; Viridiplantae; Streptophyta; Zygnematophyceae; Desmidiales; Closteriaceae.
AUGGACUUGAGCCAGAACCCACAAGGCAAGGCAGAGGGCCGCACCAUCCGCUCCCUCCUCCUCCCUUCAUCGCACUAUUACACUGCCGAGCCUGCUGAGGCAGGAAGGCAGGGAGGAAAGGGGGGAGGCGGGGAGGCUGGGAGGCAGGGAGGCGGGGAGGCAGGGAGGUGGGGAUUCGGCACAAGGGUGCACUCUCACCCUCCGCACUGCACCCACUGA